AACAAACCCCCAUGAUUGUGAAAAAAGUGUAAUUUUAAGAAGCACCCGUGUUCCUUGGUACCAAAAGGUACCCUGGAUUCUGUGUCCUGUGGCUGAGGCUUAAAUCCAGGAAAAUGGUACUGCCGAAACCAUCCUCCCCGCAAAAGUGUAUAUGGACCUUGUUAGUUAUUCUGAUUCUUUGGAAUGGGAUAGAUUUAGCACAAACGGAAAAAGACUUUGAGUUUGAAGAUAGUGAUAUAAGCGUAAAGAAACGAUCUGCAGCAUUUUCAGACGAUGAGGAUAUAUUAAAUGAUGAGCCAGGCUCGACGCCUGACGUAGAAGGGAGCACACCAGAUGGCACUAGUGAACCAUCGAUAGACCUACCAGGUGGAACAGUCACAGAAUACUACCGGGUAUCAAUAAAUUUUACUGACUUGACUUAUGAUCCUACACUAGAAGUUAGCGGCAGUGCUGCCUUCACCAGACUUGCUAACCCCAUCUCACAAGCCAUUGAGAACUUGUUUAGGAACGUAGAUGGAGACCAAUAUGCUGUUGUUAUCAAGUUCAGUCCCGGAUCUUUGAUUGUCACCUUUGACCUUGUAACGGAUGGCAACUAUGACCGUAUGCAAUUAUAUAACACGUUAUUAAGUGCAGUAAACAGCGGAAGUAUAGCUCCCUACCGGGUCAGCCCUGUUGGAUUCAACUUCCGACCUCUACAAGAUGGCCGUGCCUGUCCUGACUAUACCGGUCGCGGUGCAGAUCCAUUGCCUCGAUCAGGUGAUAAUCGUGCAAACCUCCUCAUCAACAACGAGUUUUUCUGUCGAGGGUAUGUUGUGGGAUGGAACUAUUACAGAGUUGUACCAAGAUAUGUCGGUUAUGCGGCUGUAUGGAGACAAAUUUCUCCAGAGGAAUUUAUCUUGGUGGGCCAGACAGAACUUCCUGUUGCCGCCGUAGGCAACCACACUGUGCAAGCGAAUCCCCCAAUUGCUGUCGAAAAGGGUGACUUCAUUGGAAUCUUUUACCCACGAGCCUCCACUGAGGGCGUUGUAGCAAGUGCUCGUGCUGGUGAAGUGACGCCUGAAGAACUUUAUCAAAAUUACUAUGCUACAUUUUACCAGGAGGAUGUGGAAACCGGAUCUAUUUUUAGCUUGGAGAGGGUGCCAUAUGAGGACGUCGGAGCAACAUUUGCUAUUAGAGCUUUGAUGGAUUAUACCGGUGUUUCACAGACCGAUGUAGACUCAGUGUUGACCUGUAAACCUGAUCAGUUCACAUGUGAGGAUGGAGAAUGUGUGGAUGGACGGUACAGAUGUGACGGACAGUUUGAUUGUUUCGACCAGUCGGAUGAAAAAGGAUGUGAUCCAAUAAAAUGUGUAGAAGGAGAGGUAAAGUGUCGUUCAACUCCUCAGUGUAUUCCGCAAGCCUUCCUCUGUAACAGCCAAGUGGACUGCUCGGACGGAAGUGACGAGGAAGAUUGUCCAUCCUGCCAGUCUAACGAGUUCCAGUGUAAAAAUGGCCAAUGUGUUGCCAAGGAAUAUAAAUGUGAUGGGUACCAGGACUGUAAUGACAAUUCCGACGAGACAGACUGUGAUCCCCAGGUAUACUGUUCUGAGGGUCAACACAAGUGUGAUGAUGAUAGCUGUGUAAAACCUGAUGCCUUGUGUGAUGGUGUCGUAGAUUGUGCUGACAGCUCAGAUGAAUCACCUGAAAAAUGCGGAACUCCAAGAUGUCCUGAUGCGGAUGAGUUUGAAUGUUCCAGUGGAGAGUGCGUGUCAACUUCCUUGCUGUGUAAUAGAGUCCGUGACUGUGUUGAUGGCUCUGAUGAAGUCUUCACUAUCUGUGGUCCUCUAGUCACGCUCACUUCCCUCAAUCCAUUAGUAACCGUUGAUGAGGGUGCAGUGGCUGAACUGGAAUGUGUUGCCGAGGGCAAUGUGGAUGUGGAACUAACAUGGACAAGACCAUUAGGGGAAAUGCCAAGUGCAGCAACCAUUCAGAAUGGUCGCUUAAUAAUACCGUUUGUGGAACGAAUAGAUGCCGGAAACUAUUUAUGUAGUGCCGUCGAUCAAACUGGAAUCACGCCUGUCUCUACCACUCUGGCUGUCAACUCACGGUUUCCUAUCGACUAUGUUGUUACUCUGACCAUCCGACAGAGCCAGCUUAUUCUCAAUGAAGGGGAGACAGCUGUUUUUGACUGUUCUUCCUCUGAUCCAGACAUACCAAUCGUCUGGACAAGGGGCAGUCAGGAAAUGCCCGCAAAGGCCAUUGUCACUGAUGGCAGACUGACCAUUCCAGCAGUGACCGUCGAAGAUGCAGAUUCGUAUAUCUGUGGGGUUGGAGAAAUAAUGGACAUUGGUAUCAGCGAGGCGGUGGGAGAACUUCUUGUCACUCCAGGUCCGGAGGGUCCUUGCCCUGCAGGACAGUACCUGUGUGAUGAUGACAGCUGUGUAGAAGCCACACAGUGUGACGGCAAUCGCGAGUGCCCAGAUAGUUCCGACGAGUUCCCAGUGAAAUGCGGCGGUUGUGGUGCUGGAGAGUUUAUGUGUGGUGAUGGUCAAAGAUGUAUUCAGUCUGUUCAAGUUUGUGACCGUCGGCCGGACUGUUUUGACCAGUCAGAUGAACAUUCCAACUGUUCGUGUCGUGCUGGAGAGUUUACAUGUGCUGAUGGGUCUUGUAUCCCUGAUGACUUGAAGUGCGACAAAGAAAGAGAUUGCCCUGAUGGUUCUGAUGAAAUUAACUGUCCUCUGUGUCCUAAUGAUGAAUUCACCUGUGCUAAUGAGAUCCAGUGCUUAGACCGAAGACUCGUGUGUGAUGGCUACCCAGAUUGUGAUGAUAGAUCUGAUGAAACCAGUUGUCCAUGUCGUCAGGAUCAGUUCCAGUGUCAAGAUGGCUUUUGUGUGGAGGGCUCUUUCAAAUGUGAUGGAAUUUCUCAGUGUGAGGAUGGAUCUGACGAGACUGGCUGUGCUUGUAACGUGGAUGAAUUCACCUGUUCAAAUGGAGACUGUAUACCUGCCAACCGUGAAUGUGAUGGACGACCAGACUGCGAGGAUGGAAGUGAUGAGUCCAGCUGUCCAUGCAAGGAUGACCAGUUUACAUGUUCCAAUGGUGACUGUAUUCCUCUAAACAGGAAGUGUGACCGACGCCCAGAUUGUGAAGAUGGAAGUGACGAACUCGGUUGUGCUGUUGGAUGUAGAGCUGAUGAAUUCACCUGUGGAGACCAGACAUGUAUUCCUUUGGAAAGGCAAUGUGACCGAAGACGAGACUGUGAAGAUGGAACUGACGAAGACAACUGCCGAGUGGACUGUGCUGGUGACGAGUUUACAUGCGCUGAUGGUUCCUGUAUUCCAAGGGAAAGAUAUUGUGAUCGAAGACGAGACUGCGAAGAUGGAAGUGAUGAAGUCAACUGCCCAGCUGUUGGAUGUAGGGCUGACGAGUUUACCUGUUCGGACCGUACCUGUAUUCCAUUGAACCGUAAAUGUGAUCAAAGACAAGACUGUAGAGAUGGAAGUGAUGAAGUCAACUGUGAAUGUCGAUCAGGAGAAUUUAAGUGUCGUAAUGGUCAAUGCAUUGACCAGCGACGCCGAUGUAACAGGCAGUAUGACUGUCAGGAUGGAACCGACGAGUUUGACUGUCUGGUGCCAAUCACUGUCACCGUUACACCUCCUGUGCUUAUGGUGAGGGAGGGAGCACAGGCAGAGUUCUUCUGUCAAGCUUCAGGACGACCACGAUUACAGGUCCGAUGGAGUCGCAGCGGAAAUCUGGCACUUCCUCCCACAGCAUCAGAUGAUCAAGGACGCCUGGUGAUCCCGGAGCUUCGAUUAGAGUAUGCUGAUGACUAUAUAUGUUCUGUUAUCGGAGUCCAGGGAUCUUUUGAAGCCACAGCGAGAUUGGAAGUCAGAAGAAUUGGCCCUGAGCCAACUCCUGCACCAGAGGGACCCUGUGGUCCUGGAGAAUCUGUGUGUCAGAAUGGUCAGUGUAUUCCAUCAGAGUACCGUUGUGAUGGAGACGAUGACUGUAAAGAUGGCUCCGAUGAAGCAUACUGCAGAACUGACAAUCCGUGCGAGCCGAAUGAGUUCCGCUGUACUAGUGGCAUCUGUGUGAUGAAGAUCUGGCGUUGUGAUGGUGACAAUGAUUGUGGAGAUGGAUUUGAUGAACAAAAUUGCCCAACUGGACCUCCUGGAGCCCAGUGUCGUAUGGACGAAUACAAGUGUUCGACAGGCAACCAAUGUGUACCUGCCAGUUACCAGUGUGAUGGAGAGAUUGACUGUCAGGAUAGAUCCGACGAGAUUGCCUGCUCUGUUCCAACAAUUAUCUUGCCCCCGGUGGCUCGUAUAGAUGUGGACAUCGGAGGUCGCUUUACCAUUAUUUGUGAAGCUAUGGGAACUCCCACUCCUCUGAUUGUGUGGAGACUUAACUGGGGAAACAUUCCAACCGGUGAUCGUGUGUAUGUUCAUAGCACUGACGGCCGUGGCAAUCUAACAAUCACUGAUGCUCGUAUCACUGACUCCGGAGCUUACACAUGUGAGGCUAUCAACACGAAAGGAACAAUAUUUGCAUCACCAGACGCUAUCGUCAUUGUUCGGCGAAGCCCCCAGCCUGGUGUUUGCAGACCUCCAGAUUUCAAUGUAGAGGCCUCAGACAGCGGUCAAUGUCUUCGCUGUUUCUGCUUCGGUCAGACCACUGAUUGUUACAGCAGUGACCUACAUGUAUCACAGAUUCAGCUGUAUGGAAGUAUGUCUCUUGUAGACGAGACCAACAGAGGGGAGACAGUCCCUGCUACAGUUAACAUUGAAGAGGUCUCUAGGGAUACCUUCCUCAUCAGGGACUUCGUCGAGGUCCUUCCAGCUGGAAACUACUACUGGAAACUCCCUAAUGAGUUCCUUGGAGAUAGGCUUACAACAUAUGGAGGAAACCUACAAUAUACUAUACGAUAUGAGAUUGUCGGAAACCCAGGCAGUACUAACCAACCUGACGUCAUACUGAAGGGCAACAAAAUUUCUUUAUAUCACAGGACAUCCACCAUACUGUCCCCAGGGGGAGAGCUCGUCAUCCAAGUACCUCUUGUUCCUUCUGUCUGGUCUAGAAGUGAUGGAGGCACUGGUCGCAGAGGGGACAUUCCCGCAGUUGAGCCUGUGACCAGGGAAGAUUUAAUGAUGGUUCUGGAGAAUGUUGAAGCUAUCCUUGUUCGUGCCAAUUAUGACAUUCAGCAAACCUCCUCCAGGAUUGGAGACAUCUCUAUAAGCACUGGUGUGAUAGAGGAUACAGGAUUUGGACGAGCUGUCUUUGUGGAGCAGUGUGAGUGUCCAGCUGGAUAUGCAGGUCUCUCUUGUCAGGAUUGUGCUGCGGGUUACAGAAGAGUCCGACAAGGACCGUAUCUUGGCAUCUGUAGGCGCUGUAAUUGUAAUGGUCACUCUAAUGACUGUGACCCUGAGACUGGCGAGUGUAGGGUGUGUGCACAUUUCACAGAAGGACCACAGUGUGAGCGCUGUAUACAGGGUUACUAUGGUGAUGCUACUCAGGGUCUCGCAGACUCUUGCAGUCCAUGUCCAUGUCCAUUGACUGCUGCAUCCAAUCAGUUCAGUCCAACUUGUAGACUGGACCCUGAUGGCCUGCCCACCUGUACAGCCUGUCUCGAGGGUCAUGAGGGUAGGAACUGUGAACGAUGUGCCCGUGGUUACAUUGGCAAUCCACGCCAACCCGGAGAUCGCUGUCGUCGGGUUUCAAUUGAGGAGAGGUGUGACUCACGUGGUAGUCUGCAGACACGCCCUGACCCACGAACUGGCAGGUGUCCAUGUAAGCAAUAUGUGGAGGGACCAAACUGUGACCAAUGUCAGGCCAAUACAUUCCAUCUGAGUCUGGACAAUCCAAACGGCUGUAUUUCUUGUUUCUGUAUGGGAAUUACUGACACCUGUACAUCCACAUCAUGGAAUCGCGCUCAGGUCGGAGCUUCAUUCACAAGAGACAGCCUGGGAUUUUCUCUGACUGAUAUCUCCCGUAAACCAGAACUGACCGUGAGCAAUGGUUUCACUAUUGACCGGAAUGUCCGUGAACUCAUCUAUCGUUCCUUCAGCAGACUGCCCGACACGGUCUAUUACUGGUCACUUCCUCAGCGUUUCCUUGGUGACAAGCUGGUGUCGUAUGGAGGCUCUCUGAGGUUUGUUGUGAUGUACCGUCCAGGGCAGGACUCCACUGGCACACCAGGGCCUCUAGUGGAAAUCAGCGGUAAUGACAUUGUCCUUGUCCAUCGCCCUGAAACCAUGCCAAGUCCAAACAAACCAGAAUCCUACAGCAUUAAAUUCUAUGAGAGUAGUUGGACACGACUUGAUGGCCAGCCAGCCACACGGGAGUUCCUUAUGAUGGUUCUAGCAGACCUGGAUGCCAUUUUGAUCCGAGCAACAUUCACUAGCACAACAGACCAGGCCAGUAUUCGUGACAUCGUCAUGGACAUUGCUGAGGACAGGAACACCGGCCAGGAUCGUGCCAACGCUGUUGAACAGUGUGUCUGUCCACAGGGCUACAGAGGACUUUCUUGUGAGGACUGUGAUGUUGGCUUCACACGAAGUCAAGACGGAUUUAACCUUGGGCGCUGUGUACCUUGUAACUGUAACGGACACUCAAGUGAAUGCAGCCCGGAGACAGGUGUAUGCAGGAACUGUCAACACAGUACAGAAGGAGACAACUGUGAGCGAUGUGCAGCUGGUUUCUAUGGUGAUGCGACUCGAGGAAGCCCCAAUGACUGUCAGCCUUGCAGCUGUCCUCUCACAAGAGCCCCCAAUCAAUUUAGUCCAACUUGUAUACUGGACACUGACGGUCAGGUUACUUGUACGGCCUGUCCUGCUGGCCACAUUGGCCGUAGAUGUGAACGGUGUAACCAAGGAUACACAGGAAACCCUUUGAACCCUGGUGACUACUGUAAGAUCGGACCAGUAGAGCCCCAAUGUAACUGUGACAGUCGAGGAACAGUACCCAACACACAGUGUGAUUUGGGCACACGACAGUGCCAGUGUAAGUCGUACGUCCAGGGCCAGAGGUGUAAUACAUGCAAGGAAAACUACUUCUACCUGUCAGACGAUAACAGUCAGGGAUGUCUCUCUUGUUGGUGUAGAGGAAUCACCAACCAAUGUUCCAGCUCCAAUUAUUACAGGAAUGAGCUCCGCCCACAACUCGGCUCUGAUGGCACCCACAACUUUGUUUUGACCAAUCGUAGACUGAAUAACAUCAUUGACGAUGGUUUUGACAUUGAUGUUUCAAGGAGAGAGAUUGCUUUUGGUCAGUUUCAAGGAAUCCAGCGAGAACAGGAAAGUCUGUUUUUCAGUCUGCCCCCGAAAUUCCGUGGAAAUCAGAUAAAAUCCUAUGGAGGUUUUCUGAGGUUCACACUGGACACUCAAGUAAAUCAACUAGACUCAGGCAGGCUAUUCAGGGAUGUAGAUGUAGAAUUUAUUACAUCUGGACAGCGACAGAGAAUGUAUCACCUGUUUAAUCCUUCGAUCGAGCCCAACAAGCCUCAAACCAUUAACAUUUUACUGCGGGAGCCGUCGUUCCGUAUGUUGGAUGCAUCUGAGCCGAGCCGAGCAGCUUUUAUGUCCAUGCUAGCAGACAUAGAAGCCAUUCUGAUUCGUGCUACCUAUCAUUCACGAACAAGUCGCACGGCCAUACGUGAGGUCUCCAUGGAUACGGCCUCAGCAACGCCAACAGGUCUGGGCCCUGCACCAAUGGUAGAGAGAUGUAUUUGUCCUCAAGGCUAUACUGGUUUGUCCUGUGAGGAAUGUGCCCCAGGUUAUCUACAGGUGCAGGAAGGCGGUCAAUUCCGCUGUUCUCAGUGUAACUGUAAUGGUCACGCCACAUCAUGUGACCCUACAACCGGACAGUGUCUGGACUGCCAACACAAUACUGAAGGUGAUCGCUGUGAGAGAUGUGCUGUUGGUUUCUAUGGCGACGCCACCGUGGGAACCACAAGUGACUGCAGGCCAUGUCCCUGUCCUCUCACCAUUCCAUCCAAUCAGUUUUCAAGGUCAUGCUAUCAGUCCCCAGGAGGUCAAGUUAUCUGUGACCGCUGUCAAAAUGGCUACACCGGUCGUGACUGUGGAGAGUGUGAUACUAGUCGUGGCUAUUCUGGUAAUCCCCGGGAAGUGGGAGGAACAUGUACUACCAUUGAUACUGACAAACGUCCCGUUAUUACUGUGAACCCUGUGACACUUGAAGAGAAUGUCGGUGCUACUGUGGUGUUCCAAUGUAAUGUACAAGGUGAAGGACCAUUUAACGUCAUCUGGAGCCGUGCUAACGGUCAACUCCUGUCAACACGUACCCAAAUUGGGCCACGCUUCAGCUUGACCAUUCGUGAUUUGAUAGAGUCGGACAGUGGCCGCUACGUCUGUACAGCAACAAACAUUCAUGGUAGUCGACGUGGAUAUGUCAGCUUAACUGUCAUUGGUCGUAAGCAGCCAAUCCGUGUCAGAAUUGAAACAUCACAAGUUACAGCCAAUGAAGGAGAGUCUGUCAGAUUUGUAUGUCUGCCAAUAGGAAACCGAGAAAACACCUACAUCCUUUCAUGGUCCAGACAGGGAGGUAGCCUGCCCCCUCAGGCCAUCGACCAGAUGGGAGUUCUGUUAAUCCCUAAUGCCAGGCAGGAGGACGCGGGUGAAUAUGUAUGUACUGGCUCUGACAUGACUAGCAUGGACACAGCAGUGGCUGUCCUCAUUGUCAGUGCAUCUCAGAUUGCUCCUCAAGUCUCCAUAGAACCUAGAUACCUGAACUUGGACCAGGGAGAUUUGGCCGAAUUCCGCUGUGUGGCCACUGGCACCCCAGUUCCUACAAUAGAAUGGCGAAGAGGAGGAAACGGUCGCCUAAGUUCUUCAGCUACAAUUUCCAAUGGACUCUUGCGUAUUUCUAACGUACAGCCAUCUGAUGAGGCUGAAUAUUUCUGUAAAGCAACCAAUGUUGCUGGAACCAACGAGAUCAAAACGAUCCUCUAUGUCACAAGAAGAGAGCAGCUGGAGAUCACUGUCAUCGUGCGACAAACAUCUGUUAUCGCUGUGGUAGGAACAACCGCCCAGCUGUACUGUUAUGUAGAUGACAAUACAGGAAGGACAACACUUGUAUGGUCCAGAAAUGGUGGACUCCCACCAGGAAGCUCACAGGAACGUGGUACUCUCACACUUACCAAUGUUCAACCAUCCUAUUCUGGUACCUAUGUGUGUACCGCCUCUUCCCCCGAUGGUAGAGGCACGGCCACCACUGAAGUGACUAUCUCCGAGGGUAACGAAUCCCCAACUGCUACUAUGGAGCCUUCACGACUUACUGUUGCUAUGGGAACAACUGGAACUCUUCGGUGUGCCGUUACUGGUAAACCACAGCCUACCAUCACAUGGAGCAAGAGCCGAGAGGAGCUGUCAAGUCGCCAUCAGGUCAAUGGUGGAGUAUUGCGGAUCGUGGAUGCAAAGAUGGAAGACCGCGGUAUCUAUGUGUGUCGGGCUGAGAACUCAGCUGGUGUAGACCAGGGCUGGGCUAUUGUGGAAGUGGAGCGUCGCAUGAUGCCCAAGAUUGACUUUUAUCCAAGUGGCAGUCAGACAAUAUCUAUCGGCAGCAGUGCUUUGUUCCAAUGUAGGGUAAUGGAUGGAGACCCCCCACCAACACUCACCUGGUCCAGGGCUGGAGGUGAAGCUUUCACCACAGAGAAUACAGAACUGAUGGAGAAUGGUGUGAUCAUGUUCAAGCAAGUGACUGGUGCUGAAGCUGGAGAGUAUGUGUGUACAGCUACCAACGAUAUGGGAUCCGUGUCGGCAACUGCUGUUCUCAUCAUUCAGGGUCCACCCAGGAUCAUUAUCCAGCCAGACAGAACAAUCUAUGCCGUAGUCGGUCAACGAGUGACGGUAGAGUGUAUUGGUCAGGGUGAUCCUACACCAAGCGUCUACUGGCGUUACCACUCGGCACCUCAGCGUGGUGACAUUCCUCAGGAACCUGACUAUGAUGCCUUAGCCACACCUGGUUCUGCCACCUUAACCUUGGAAAAUGUGAGGACUUCAAAUACUGGAAACUACGUCUGUGUGGCAAGGAACACUGCUGGAACUACACAGGAAACAGUCCAGAUCAUUGUGCAAGAUGAAAGACAACCAGAGGGAGAGGUUGUAAGCAUUGAUGGUCCUGACCGUCUGUCAGUUGAGAUAGGACAGAGAGUGGAACUCCGAUGCAACACGAAUGGUCUUGUAAAUCCAGUUGUGAGGUGGAGAAGACGAGAGGGUCGACUUCCUCCAAACCACAGUCAGAGAGGCGGCACCUUAAUCAUACCUCGCUUCUCCGCAGAGUACAGUGGAGAGUACAUCUGCACUGCCACUGCAAAGGAAAAGACUUAUGAAACCUCCGUUUACAUCAUUGUCACAGUUCGACCCCGCUUGACCAUCUCGCCUGCUCGUGUCGAGGCAGUAGCUGGACAGAGGAUACAAUUGACCUGUAUUCCACAGGGAUCUGGACCUUUCCAGAUCGAAUGGUCAAAGAUUAAUGGGCUUCUUAAUCCUCGUGCUGUCCAGACCAGUGAAGGCACACUGGUCAUUAGUCAGGUGACUGCUGCAGAUGCUGGACGCUAUCGUUGUGUGGCAGUAAGUUCUGCAGGAACCUCUGAUGGCUAUGCUGAAGUAUCUAUUCAAGUUCCUCCGACGGUGCUGGCCGAGGUGAGACAAACAACCCCAGUGAUUGGCCAGUCCUUAUCGUUUGGUUGUAAUGCCCAGGGUGUGCCUAAACCAACAGUUCGCUGGGAGAAAGAAGGAGGAUCGCUGCCCGUCUCUCAUCAGAUUAUAGAUGGUGUUCUCACAAUCUAUGGUAUCACUGCAGAGGACGAAGGAAGGUAUAUCUGUACAGCUACAAACAUUGCUGGAACAGCAAGAGACUAUGUAGCAGUAAACGUCCAAGGACGGAAGACUGAUCCCAACGUUACUGUGAAGAUUGACACUCAGACCCUCAACAUCGGGGAGCGAGUGGAAAUGGAAUGUGUCGUUACAGGAACACCACGACCAGUGGUGAGGUGGACCAAGACUGAUGGAGUAUUGUCUGGUGCAGCAUUCAUCAACGAUAAUAUCCUCGUCAUCCCAGAGGUGUCGCUGUCUGAUGCUGGAACCUACCUGUGUGAGGCACAGAAUGUAUACGGCAAGGUGGAACAGAGAGUCACUCUGUACAUCAGAGCCCGUCCUCUGAUCUCUGGCCAGGGAGACAGUUUGACUGCUGCAUUAGGUACUAGUGCAACCUUGGCUUGUGAGGCCACAGGUUAUCCUGCACCUGAGAUCAGGUGGUACAGAAAGGACGGAGAAAUGCCAAGGGAGUAUGAUGUUGAAAACGGUGCAUUGAGAAUAGAUCAAGUGAAACCAGAGGACGCAGGAAUGUACGUGUGUAAUGCCCACAACGAGCUCGGUUCUAAUGAACAUUCCAUGGAACUCAGAGUAGGAGAUCUGGUGCCAAGAUUUACACAAGAUCCUGUGUCUUACAUCUCAUAUCCACCCCUGAAUGAUGUGUACUUGGACUUUGAUAUCUUGCUGUCACUCCGACCUGAGACCACUGACGGACUGGUUAUUUACAACGGCCAGUAUGACACAGGAACUACUGGUGAUUUUGUUUCCUUUGGUUUAACUGAAGGAUAUCCAGAGUUCCGCUUUGAUAUGGGAUCAGGACCAGCUAUCAUCAAGGGUGACCGCAAACUUGCCCUCGACCAGUCACACACCAUCAAACUGACCCGAAACAGGAGACAGGGUACUAUGGUUGUGGACACGGAACCUGCCUAUGUUGGGACAUCCCAGGGUAAUUUCCAGGGACUUGAUCUCCGUGGCAACUUCUUCUUAGGUGGCGUCCCCAAUUUCAAUGCAAUUCCGAAGGGUGUUGGUUUCCGUGAGGGAUUUGUCGGAAGUGUUAGCCAAGUUAAGCUGAAGGGUGUUGAUCUAAACCUUGGAGCGGAUGCUAUUAAGAGAGUGGGUGUGGAACCCUACUCCAUGUGUUUGUCCCAGCCUUGUCAGAGUGGAGGAUUGUGUCGCCCUGCUAACAACGACCAAGGCUUUGCCUGUAUCUGUCCUGAAGGUUUUACUGGCCGCAGAUGUGAGGUCACAGGCGAAAAGUGCUAUCCAAAUGCCUGUGGACCUGACGGCCAGUGUAUGAAUCUGGUGAAUCAGCCUGGAUUCAAGUGUAUCUGUCCAUUUGGCAAGACUGGUCCUGGAUGUCAGAGAGAUGUGACCAUUGUAACUCCACAGUUUAACAGAACUUCCUUCAUCACCUAUCCUCCUAUUAAGGGAGCUCGCUACCAGAUGAAGAUUGACCUGGAGUUCAAACCUGGCACCUUGAACGAUGGAAUCAUCCUGUACAGUGGCCAUGAUGAACAGGGAUCAGGAGACUACAUCAGCGUGGCUCUACGUAACGGUUAUGUGGAAUACAAAUACAACACUGGAUCAGGACCUGCAACUCUGAACAGCAAAAACCGUUUGACUGUUGGCCAGUGGACAAGAGUUUCCUUGUCUAAGAACAAUCAGGAAGGAACUCUCAUCGUCAAUAAUGAGGAACCUGUAAAAGUCUGGCCCUGGAGUUAUUAUAGAGAUCAAUACCGCAACUACUACAACUACCACCUGCAUAGACAAUAUCGCUACCGAAGGGCAGCCACAUCACCAGGCAACACUGUUGGCCUUGACCUUCGUACCAAUCUUUACCUUGGAGGGGUCGAGCCGUCUGUGAUCAUCCCACGUGGAGUCCAGGUCACAUCAGGCUUUAUGGGCUGUAUAGCUGAGCUGACUGUUAACAUGGUACCGAUCAACCUGAUCCGCGAUGCUGUCAACAGUAUGGAUAUCCGUGAUUGUACUGAUAGGGACAUCUGUAACCGUCGUCCUUGUCUCAAUGGAGGAUUGUGUGAAAGUCUUGCCAUCAAUGAUUACAGAUGUGUCUGUCCAGAAAGUUUUACAGGUACUCACUGUGAAAUGAGAAUCAACAUCUGUAACACUCGGGAACCUUGUCAGAAUGGUGGAAUCUGCAGUUUCACAAAUGAUGGGUACCGUUGUGACUGCCCUCUAGGUUUCAUGGGAGAUAACUGCGAAUCAGUGGUGACGUAUUCUGGCCCUAUCCGCGUGGAGGGCGACGGAUUUGUUGAGCUCAGUCGAGAUCUAUUCCCCUACAGUCAAAAUCAAGUAGAGAAGGUGGUAGAGUUAACCAUACGUACAAACCAGACCAACGGCUUGAUAUUCUGGCAAGGGGAGGCCACUCCUGGUCAAUCUGUCUCCUCUGGUGACUAUAUGAUGAUUGGACUUCGAGAUGGUUACAUCUACUACAGUUAUGAGUUGGGCAGUGGUGCAGCCAAUAUGAGGUCUACUCUGCCAGUUAACGACAUGCAGGUGCACAGGAUCAAGGUUACACGACUUGGAAAGACAGGCACUUUAGCUAUUGAUGGGGGACCAAAAGAAACUGGAGUAUCUCUGGGAUUCUUACAAAUGUUGAACGUAAAUGGAAACAUUUAUGUUGGUGGUGUUCCCGACCCUGAAUCAAUGACUGCCGGCAGAUACACAGAUAACUUCGUAGGGUGUAUAUUAGAGAUUAAACUGCAGGAAGGGAGAGCACUCUCUGUUCCAGAUGACACUGUAGGCGGACAUAAUGUAAUGUCGUGUAAUUGAGGAAUGUUGUUAAUCUGUACAAAAACAAAAUUAGACUCCUAGGUUGGGGCAUAGAUAUAUUACAAAUGAGUAAGUGUUGAAUUGCAGUGAUGUGGUUCAAACGUGUUACCAUGGAGACACAAAUAAAUAAAUAUACUAUUACAGAUAUGAAAUUCCAACCAUAUGUGCCAUGCUUACAUAUUUCUUUUUACUAGGUAGAUAUUUCUACAUAAUGUUUGAUUGAUCGGUAACAUUACUUUAGCUUGAUUUACAUGUGAAUGAUUUUAAAAAGAAAGCUAUGAAAAUGUAGAGUGUAUAUUUAUGUAAAUAUAUAUACAGGUUGGGGGUGCACACUUACCCUCUCCAUAUACCCGAAUGAACAAGAGGUAUAUAUAUAGCCAUCCACUUCUCAUUGAAAUGUAUACAUUGUGUAUAUCUAUCUCAAAGACAAAAGUGACGUUCUCCAGCGAUCCGGAGAACUUUGCUCUGAACUGCUUUUUUUUUUUCGAUUCACUUACACCAAUAAUACAUUUUGAUGAUGUUUUGAGGGUGUGAACAGCAAUCAUUUAGAAACUAUACGUAUGAAUUAGUAUCAUUUUAGCUUGACACAUAAACAAACUGUGAAUCCAUUUACUUGUACAAUUUAUAUAUAAGCUUCAUGCUGCAAUGUUUGUUAUGAUGUACGUGUUUUAAAUUAAAUUGCAUUAUUUCCUUUAAAUAUUUUACAUGUUUUGAUAAACCGGUAGAUACCCUUAUACACUGAUGCUUUUUACAUUCUUUAUUUUAAUCAUGUCCGUAGAUAUAUAUAUAUAUAUAUAUAUAACAUUUUUAUCGUUCAGUACUAAUAUGUAUUCAGGCAGACUAUAUUUCAUUUCCCGACAGUGUUGGAAGUUUUGAUAAUUGUAGAUAUACACAAUUGGAUUAGCUAUAUAUAAUUAUCUUAAACAGAAGUUUUCAAGUCUAGAACGGUUACUGACUUCUGGGUCAAAGGUCAUGUUAGUGUAUCUUGAUAGUGUGAAUCUUUCAUGAAGUGUGUGGAUGCAUGUAUGGAAAUUUAUUGUAAGUGGAGACUUCAAGCACACAACAAUGAAUAUUUUGAUGCUAUUAUCGAAAGAAUUUGAAAAAAAAUUUACACAGUAAAUAUCACUUUUGGAAUAUUUCUAAAUUUGUUAACGUGGACUAGGACGUGCCUUAAUUUGUCUGUUCUGUUAAUGCUGCUGGUUUAUUGAUUAUAAGAUGCAAAAUAACCUCUAUUUCUCUUUUACAAACUUUUUUAUCAUUCUUUAUCGUUUCAAACAAGAAAACAAGGUGUUACCAUAACAACACUGAUGCAUUAAAAUUUAAUAGAAUCUAAUAACACCAACCAUUCCCUAAUUCUUAAUGAGAAGUGGUUUAUUAUAAGCUUUCACACGUCUUUUAUUUUGUCCUUUCUAUUUUUUUAUCUUCAUUAGCUGCAAGAAUAUUUUCCCUGGGUUCAUAUUCACUGAUCCAAUAAAUAGAGUUUCUUCCUCUGCUUGUUAAAGCAUUGUUAUAAUCAUUUAUGUCAUCUCGUAUGAAAUACAUGUAUAUUGCUUAAUCUGCCGAUAAUGUAUGAUCUGGUUUUAUUUCAUCAACUAUUAACUAACAGUUAAUAUAUUUUAAAUAAAGCUUUGAAUAGGUUUUAUCAUUUCUUGAAAGUUGAGAAGUCAGUAUUUUUAUGUAUUGGGAGUUUUUCUUACCUGAAAUAUAUUAUUUUGAACUAUAUUCGAAGAAAAUGAAACAUUAGCAUAAAAUUAAGUUGUUUUUUUUUAGUUUGACAUGUUAGGUUUUAGUGCCUUCACAGAGUCUUCCAACUUACAAAAAGUUACAAAGUGCCUGUUGUGGCAUUUUACACUUACAGAAAUAAAUAAAACAGUGUCACUUAAAUAUCUGAAUUACUUACAUGCAUGAAUAGAUAAAAUUUACCAUUACUUAUUUAGUGGUUACUGUCCAUUCUCUGUAAAGUUGAAUUCUUUUACCUCCGUUAAGCCUUAUCAUAAAAGUGUCUUUUUUGUGUUUUGAUAAUGAAUUCAUCUGAUUAACUUAAAAUAUUCAUGUCAAAAUGUCUUACUAAUUCAAAAAAGAAAAUAAUAAAUUCUGAAUUAUUUUGUUUCAAAGUACCUGCCAAUUUCAGAAACCCAAUAUAGUUUAUAUUAAGAAAAAUUAUUUAAAUAGCAAGAGGGAUGUACAAGGAAAUCACCUCAGUCCUUGAUGCAUGUUGAGUAUACGGCCAGUGUUUGAACUUUGAGUGCUAUCUCAAUACCUCAGCAUUGCUCACCUCCAUAGUGACAACAGUCUCUCUUAUUAUGAGGUGGGUUAAGGUUGGGUUUAUUCGUGGAAAUCGGUGACUGAAAAAUUAUAGGAAAUUCAUUUUGGUGUUUGUAAAAUAAAUUUCACUUCUUUUCAAUUUUUAUCAAAAUUUUACUAAAUUUCAUUUGUUAUAGUUUCAAGUAAUAUUAUUUUGUAAAGGUGAUUUGUCACUUUAAAAAACUAAAUUCUUAUUAAGGAGUGACAAUAACUUUUAACAUCGUAAGUCCAACUGAUUUUCUAUUUUAAGCCCGAUCUCUCUCGCCAAACCUUGUGGUGUCAGCCACCUGGUGGGAGUUGUCUCCCUUGUAAUGGGAAUUUGUACUAAAUGACGCCUGUUUUCACUAUGACGUUUCACUCAGAUGGUAAGCUUUUCUGGAAAUACUCAUUUGUUUCUGUGUGGUGCUAGUUAGACUAUGCAAGAAUAACAGUUUCUGUCUGACGUUGUUAAUUAAUGGCGUACAUGUAAAUCCUACAAGUGUAAAAAAUAAAAUUUGAGUUUUGUAUUAAA
Ylistrum balloti is the source of this 16413-nucleotide messenger RNA. RefSeq names its product basement membrane-specific heparan sulfate proteoglycan core protein-like. Lineage: Eukaryota; Metazoa; Mollusca; Bivalvia; Pectinida; Pectinidae. Gene Ontology annotation, cellular component: plasma membrane; axon. The record is from RefSeq and is a predicted model, not a curated record. The coding region runs from base 114 to 13598 and encodes 4494 amino acids. The transcript is spliced from 92 exons. Gene Ontology annotation, biological process: axon guidance; dendrite self-avoidance; homophilic cell-cell adhesion. Gene Ontology annotation, molecular function: calcium ion binding; cell-cell adhesion mediator activity.